This is a messenger RNA of Hibiscus syriacus, 999 nucleotides long. RefSeq lists its product as uncharacterized. NCBI's taxonomy places the organism in Eukaryota, Viridiplantae, Streptophyta, Magnoliopsida, Malvales, Malvaceae. The transcript has a single exon. The record is from RefSeq and is a predicted model, not a curated record. The coding region runs from base 1 to 999 and encodes 332 amino acids.
AUGGAUAAAGAGCAAGAAGAGAUGCAAUUUGUUGGCUUCUUUGGCAUCUUCAAUGAAUCCUACAAAGCCAUCUUUGCAUGGAGAAAGAUGUUCGGCAAAAUCACUCUAUCUUUAAUCCUUCCUUUAUCAUUCAUCUACCUUGUUCACAUGGAAGUCUCGAAUCUCUUCUUUAGCAAAAUCAUCCACAACGAGAUCGAGCUCCACCAUACUCGACCCGGCACUCCCAAAUACGAAAAACUCUCCGACCUUAUCUCCGAUGAGUGGGCUUACUUUUGGCUUUUCAAAGCUGCAUACUUCACUCUGUUUUUCAUCUUUUCCCUUCUUUCGACCGCUGCCGUCGUUUACACCAUCGCGUGCAUAUACACAGCUCGGGAACUCACCUUCAACAAAGUCAUCAGCGUCGUUCCCAAAGUCUGGAAACGGCUGCUGGUUACUUUCUUAUGCAUUUUCGUCGCCAUGUUUUUCUACCACGUCGUGGCGUUUGGCGUCCUGCUCGUUUCCGUCAUUUCAAUCGGACGAAACGAUUUGGGUUUGGCGGUGUUCAUUGUUUUAGCCAUUUUCUACCUGGCGGGGCUUUUGUAUUUAACCGUCAUCUGGCACUUGGCUAACGUCAUCUCUGUUUUAGAAGAAGCCUACGGUUUCAACGCCAUGGUCAAGAGCAAGAACCUGAUAAAGGGAAACACAUGGGUGGCUGCGCUCAUUUUUCUGACAGUAGGAAUCGCCGCCGUCGUCAUCCAGUUUUCAUUUCAGAGGGUGGUGAUUCACGGAAGAAGGUCCGGCGUGGGCACAAGGGUUGUGUAUGCAAUAUUUUCUUUGUUUUUACAUUCCAUGUUGACACUCUUUGGAUUAGUUAUCCAGACCGUGAUAUACUUCGUGUGCAAAUCUUACCACCAUGAAAACAUCGAUAAAUCUGCCUUGUCGGAUCACCUGGAAGUUUAUCUGGGAGAAUAUGUUCCUCUGAAGGCCAGGGAUGUUCAAUUAGAGCAAUAUCAUGUUUGA